AUGGCCCUGGUGACCCUGCAGCGCUCGCCGACGCCCAGCGCCGCCUCCUCCGCCAGCAACAGCGAGCUGGAGGCUGGCAGCGAUGAAGAUCGCAAGUUAAACCUCAGCUUAAGCGAGAGCUUUUUCAUGGUGAAAGGAGCAGCCCUCUUCUUACAGCAGGGAAGCAGCCCUCAAGGCCAGCGAAGCCUGCAGCAUCCCCACAAGCACGCAGGUGACUUGCCCCAGCAUCUGCAAGUGAUGAUCAACCUUCUGCGUUGUGAAGAUAGAAUCAAGCUGGCCGUGCGUCUGGAGAGCGCCUGGGCGGAGCGGGUCCGGUACAUGGUGGUGGUGGACAGCAGCGGCCGCCAGGACACGGAGGAGAGCAUCUUGCUGGGCGUCGACUUUUCCAGCAAGGAGAGUAAAAGCUGCACCAUUGGGAUGGUUCUCCGGCUGUGGAGCGACACGAAAAUCCACCUCGAUGGCGACGGUGGCUUCAGCGUCAGCACAGCAGGAAGGAUGCACGUCUUCAAGCCCGUAUCUGUCCAGGCCAUGUGGUCCGCCCUGCAGGUGCUCCACAAGGCCUGCGAAGUGGCACGGAGGCACAACUACUUCCCCGGGGGCGUGGCUCUCCUCUGGGCCACCUACUACGAGAGCUGCAUCGGCUCCGAGCAGAGCUGCAUCAACGAGUGGAACGCCAUGCAGGACCUGGAGUCCACGCGGCCCGACUCCCCGGCCCUGUUUGUCGACAAGCCAACGGAAGGGGCGAGGACCGAGCGCCUCAUCAAAGCCAAGCUCCGCAGCAUCAUGAUGAGCCAGGACCUGGAGAACGUGACCUCCAAAGAGAUCCGUAAUGAAUUGGAGAAGCAGAUGAACUGUAACUUGAAAGAAUUCAAGGAAUUCAUAGACAACGAGAUGCUCCUCAUCCUGGGACAGAUGGACAAGCCCUCCCUCAUCUUCGAUCACCUUUACCUCGGCUCUGAAUGGAAUGCAUCCAAUCUGGAGGAGCUGCAGGGCUCAGGUGUUGAUUACAUCUUAAAUGUCACCAGAGAAAUAGAUAAUUUUUUCCCUGGCUUAUUUGCAUAUCAUAACAUCCGAGUCUAUGACGAAGAGACAACGGACCUUCUUGCCCACUGGAACGAGGCGUACCACUUUAUAAACAAAGCCAAGAGGAACCACUCCAAAUGCCUGGUCCAUUGCAAAAUGGGGGUGAGCCGCUCGGCCUCCACGGUCAUAGCCUAUGCGAUGAAGGAAUUCGGCUGGCCCCUGGAGAAGGCGUACAACUACGUGAAGCAGAAGCGCAGCAUCACGCGCCCCAACGCCGGCUUCAUGAGGCAGCUGUCCGAGUAUGAAGGCAUCCUGGACGCCAGCAAACAGAGGCACAACAAGCUCUGGCGCCAGCAGACCGAGAGCCGCCUGCAGCCGCCCGGGGAUGACCUGGCGGGGCCCGGGGACUUCUUGCCGGAGACCCUGGGCGACACCCGGGAAGCCCGGCUCUCCUGCUUGGACGAUGCCGCCCAGCCUGGCUUCCCGGGGGGAGGAGGCCCCUCUCUCUCCUGCUGCUUCCGGCGGCUCUCGGACCCCCUCCUGCGCUCCCCGGGCGACGGAGCCGGCGGCGCGGUCCGGCUGGAGGACCUGGAGAGGGAUGCGCUGUUGGAUGAAGCAGCUCCGCCUCCAGCAGCACCCAGGCCAGCCCGGCCUCCCCCGGGGGGCCCCGGGCCCUGCGAGGAGGAGGGGAAGAGGAAGGCAGAGUUUGGAAGCCCGAGAGCCCCGAGGGGCCCCUUGCCCCCGGUGGAGGAGAUGGAGAGGGAGGAGGCUCCCGGAGGAGGGAGGCGGGGGAGGCCCCCGGCCCAGCUGGACAAGAAGCUGCUCAACCGGGAAAACCUAAAUAACAACAACAGCAAGAGGAGCUGUCCGGACGACUUCGAGCACGAUGCUCUGUUUGGGAUCCUCAACAAAGUGAAGCCUUCCUACAACUCCUGUGCCGACUGCAUGUACCCUACAGCCGGCGGGGCGCCCGAGGCCUUCGGGGAGCGGCGCGAGGCCCCCGGGGCCCCCGCCAUCUGCACCCAGCCCACCUUCCUGCCCCACCUCACGUCCUCCCCGGUGCCCCACGCAGCCGGCCGGCCCCGAGCCCUGGAGAAGCUGGCCUCCGGCCCCCCCGAAAGCCCCCCGCUCCUGCCACCAGCAGGCCCCAGGAGGCCGGACCCCGGGGGCCCUGGGCCCAGGGCUGCCCCGGAGCCGCCAGCCAGCCCUUUGGAACCUUCCAGAGACACCCCCAAAGUGCUGCCAAAGUCCCUCCUCUUGAAGAAUGCUCACUGUGAUAGGAACCCUCCCGGCAUGGACGUGGUGAAGGAGGACCCGCCACCCAAGAAGGACGCGAAGCCGGCCAAGGACCUGCGGCUGCUGUUCAGCAAGGAAGCCGAGAAGCCGAGCGCGCACAGCUACCUGAUGCAGCACCAGGAGUCCAUCAUCCAGCUGCAGAAGGCCGGCCUGGUCCGCAAGCACACCAAAGAGCUCGAGCGGCUGAAGGCCGCGCCCGCAGACCCGGCGGUCCCCCCCAGGGACGGCCCCGCCGGCCGGCUGGAGGCCAGCAUCCCCGAGGAGAGCCAGGACCUGGCUCCCGAGCCGCUGCCCCCGGGGGACGGGAAGCCAGCCGCCGCCCCCGCCCCGCCGGAGGGGGCCUCGCUGAAGAGCCCCUCUCCCUUCCUCUGCCGCCUGGACCACACCAGCCACUUCUCCAAGGACUUCCUCAAGACCAUCUGCUACACGCCCACCUCGUCCUCCAUGAGCUCCAACCUGACCCGCAGCUCCAGCAGCGACAGCAUCCACAGCGUGCGCGGCAAGCCGGGGCUGGUGAAGCAGCGGACGCAGGAGAUCGAGACGCGGCUCCGGCUGGCGGGCCUCACCGUCUCGUCCCCGCUCAAGCGCUCGCACUCCCUCGCCAAGCUCGGGAGCCUGGACUUCUCCACCGAGGACCUGACCAGCGAGGCCGACGUGUCCACCAUCGCCGACUCCCAGGACGCCAAGUCGAGCGAGGCCUCCUUCCUGCAGGAGCCCCAGGCCGCCCCCCCGAGACCGUCGGGGAAGCCCGCGCCAGAAAGCCUGAAAAGCUCCUCGAGGCCCAGCAAAAGCUGA
This is a messenger RNA of Pipistrellus nathusii (Nathusius's pipistrelle), 3114 nucleotides long. The record is from the annotation of a GenBank genome assembly. NCBI's taxonomy places the organism in Eukaryota, Metazoa, Chordata, Mammalia, Chiroptera, Vespertilionidae.